AUGGCACCCAAAGAGAUCCGCUGGGGCAUCCUCGCGACCGGCCUGAUCGCCGAGACCUUCACCAAAGACCUGCUCGUAGACCCGGCCACACGCGGCGUCACCAACAUCAAGCACGUGGUGACGGCGGCCGCCAGCUCGUCGAGCGCGGACCGCGCAGCCAAGUUCCUGAAGACGGUGGGCGCGUCGUCCGAGGCCAAGGCGUACGGCUCGUACGAGGAGCUCGUCAAGGACCAGAACAUCGACAUCAUCUACAUCGCUACGCCCCACUCGCACCACUACCAGAAUGCCAUGCUCUGCCUCAAUGCCGGCAAGAACGUGCUGUGCGAGAAGGCCUUCACGGUCAAUGCUGCGCAGCUGAAGGAGCUGGUUAAGAAGGCUAAGGAGAAGAACCUUUUCCUCAUGGAAGCCGUCUGGACGCGCUACUUCCCCAUCUCGGUCUACGUGCGCGAGCAAAUAUCAUCCGGGCGCCUCGGCAGCGUGCAGCGCGUAACAGCGGACAACUGCGUAGCGCUGGAUCCAGAAAAUGCGUUCCCAGACGGGAAGCACCGGAUGGUGAACCCGGACCUGGCGGGUGGCGCGCUGCUGGACCUGGGCAUCUACUCCCUGACAUGGGUGUUCCAGACGCUGUACACGACGCAGCCGGCGGCGGAGCGGAAGGCGCCGACGGUGCAAGCGGCGCUGAACACGUACGCACCGACAGGUGCUGCUGACGAGCUCACGACGAUACUGCUCUCGUUCCCGACGGCGCAGGGCGCCAAACAUGCCGUCGCGACGACGGGGCUGCGCAACGCCACGGACCCGGACAAGAAGGGCACGGCGGGGCCGGCGUGCCGGAUUUCGGGCGAGAAGGGCGAGCUGCAGGUGUUUGCGCCGCUGUUUCGGCCGACGCGCACGCGCCUCAUCCUCACCGACGGCACGGUCGAGGACAAGGAGUGGCGGCACCCCGGGCCCGGCAAGGGCUCCGGCUGGUACAACGGCUUUGCGGGCGAGAUGAACCCGGAGGGCGAGGGCCACGGCAUGUUCUGGGAGGCGGACGAGGCGGCGACGGCGCUGGUCGAGGGCCGCAAGGAGGGCCGCUAUGAGGACUUGAGCGAGAGCGUCGUCAUUAUGGAGGUUAUGGACGAGGUGAGACGGCAGGGCGGCCUGAAGUAUCCUGAGCGGAUCGAGAGCACGGAGUGGCCGCUUAGUUUGUAGGCGUGCGAUUACUGCGGUAGGUAGGUACGUCCUAGGUACGUAGGUGAGGUAGUUAGGAAACGAUGAGAUGGAGACGGGGUUAUCUACUCCUGCUAUUUUAUAUACGCCUUGCGUCUGGUCGU
Aplosporella prunicola CBS 121167 is the source of this 1316-nucleotide messenger RNA. RefSeq lists its product as uncharacterized. NCBI's taxonomy places the organism in Eukaryota, Fungi, Ascomycota, Dothideomycetes, Botryosphaeriales, Aplosporellaceae. Bases 1 to 1194 code for a protein of 397 amino acids. Gene Ontology annotation, molecular function: nucleotide binding. The record is from RefSeq and is a predicted model, not a curated record. The transcript has 2 exons.